AUGUCCAUCCAGUUAUUGCAGCAGCUUGUGCUCAAUGGGGACGAGAUCAAAGAGGAUGUCUGGUGCUACAAUGGCCUAGAUCUCACUCUUGACAAAGUGCUCAAAAUAACCUCUGAGCUCAAAACACAGCUCGAAGUACAGACCACCCUGUGGUCGACUGCUAAAUUGUUGCAGAGACACCCGAACAAUCAACAGCUUCCAAAUCAACAAGCCACCCGGGUGAAACACUUCAUUAAGUUUGUUUUCGGGCCACCUUCCCGUGCCAAAGAUAGGCAACUGCAACUGCGAGAGUUAGACUGCACAUCUCUGAAACUCUGCGGGCUGUCCUUUACAGUUCGAGAGAUCAUUGAAAUGGAUCAGCAGGAGUUUGACUUUCUCGUUGCCAAGCUCGCGAGCUUCGCAGAGGUCCACAAUCUUGCAUUCCUCUUAUGUCGAGACGAUAUAAACAAAAUUGUUCAUGGCGACUUUGAACCCGACGAGGAAGAAAAGUUUAAGGCAUUCCUUCUGGGUAAGUAG
This is a messenger RNA of Hirsutella rhossiliensis, 516 nucleotides long. RefSeq lists its product as uncharacterized. The transcript has a single exon. Bases 1 to 516 code for a protein of 171 amino acids. The record is from RefSeq and is a predicted model, not a curated record. Lineage: Eukaryota; Fungi; Ascomycota; Sordariomycetes; Hypocreales; Ophiocordycipitaceae.